This is a messenger RNA of Candidula unifasciata, 1830 nucleotides long. Lineage: Eukaryota; Metazoa; Mollusca; Gastropoda; Stylommatophora; Geomitridae. The record is from the annotation of a GenBank genome assembly.
AUGGAAAUCCCUAACUUCAGCCGUCUUCGGUUACAGAGUCAAAUACCCAGCUUCCUCAAAAGUAACCUAGAGUAUAUCCCAAUAUUUCUUCUAAUCCAUCUACAGGAACUAGAGUUCUGGGGUCUGACCGAGCUGGAUAUAGAGCCCUGCUGCUGGGGCCAUUACAACCGCUUCAAGGAGAACAAAGAGACGCUAGCAGCCAUAGAUGAUACUUUUACCUUCCAGCUGGACACUGAAGCCUUCGGCGUGAAGCCAACACCGUAUAUGCAAUUUAAAAAGAAAAUGUGGAUCUUCCUGGUCGACCCGUCUGCUUCAAGGGAAGCCAAGAUUUAUGCCGUGACGUCGAUGUUUUUCGUCCUGCUGUCUAUUGCCGUCUUCGUUCUAGAAACACAUUCCUGGUUCAGAAUCCCCCUCAAAGGAAUGAAUUACACGACAACAGUUAGUGCUAGUCCGUCUUGCUCGUUUUCGCUAGCAGACACUUGCUGCUGCAGGUAUGAAAUCAAGGAAGACUUAAAGUUUGAUGAAUCCGAGCCUCAUGAAGCCAUGACAUAUCUAGACUACAUAUGCCUGGCAUUCUUCGCCCUCGAGUACAUAGGGCGGUUGUAUUUUGCUCCAAAGAAAAUGGAAUUCUUUAAACAGCCACUGAAUGUGAUUGACAUCAUGUGUUUGCUUCCCCACUUCGCGUCCAUAAUUAUGAAAUCAAUUGACCCAACUGAAAAGAGCUCUCAGAUAAUUAAGGUUGUGCUUGCGUUAAGGAUCAUCAGAGUUUUGCGUAUAUUUAAACUAAUGAAGCAUUAUACAGCUUUUAAAAUCCUUGUCUAUACAAUCAAGGUUAGCACAAAGGAGCUUCUCCUUAUGGUGAUAUUUCUCUUUACGGGGGUUCUUAUAUUUGCCAGUAUUAUUUUUUAUACUGAUAGUGGAACGUUCCACAACAUUCCUAUUGGAUUCUGGUGGGCGCUUGUAACAAUGACAACGGUAGGAUACGGUGACAAAGUUCCUAGGACAGAAGGAGGAUACAUCAUCGGGUCACUGUGCGUCUUGUGUGGAGUUUUAACCGUUGCUUUCACAGUUCCCAUUGUUGUUAACAAUUUCACUCUUUACUACUCACACGCUCAGUCUAGGGUCAGGCUGCCUCCUCCCAAAAGAGAAGAAUUGCAAAAGAAAAUUAUAAUGAGGAAUCAGAAAGCGCAAGAAUUUAUUCAGAAACUGACACGGACCGUGAGGAAAACCAAAACUUUCAAUUCAUUUAAUGCUCCAAAGUUUGAAGAUUGUAAAGACGAAAAUCCUUCCAUUGACUCCGGCUUGGACGUGACAGCCCCAUCCGAACGAUUUACGAACAACCUGUACCCUAUGGAAUCCACAGUCACCAUGUGUUCUAGUCUCCCUGAAAAACAAACCUCAGCAGAGACUCCUGUGCGGCGAAGUAGGGCGGUUGCGCCUUCAGUAUAUACCGUCUCCGCAAGUGUGGGUGAACUGGAAAUAGAAUUACCAGGAACGCCGACCUCAAGCACUGUCGAAGAAAAGGCUCGACAGGUAGAAUCCGUCAACCUGCUGCAUGACUUAGAAGACCACGACGAAAAAGUUCAAACUGAACGUCGACGGCAAUUGGAAAUUCUACUGUUUAGAAGAGAGCAAAUGAGACAAUCUCGGAACAUUCUCCACGACUCACCAACAUCAGAUGAAGCAGUCAAACCUCCCGAGGAAUCCCAACCCCAAACCUCGCUACCGAAACACGCUAAAGUGCCUCUUCAUCCUUUCCAUCCACCGCCAAUUGCUUCGUCUCGUUCGGGUCAUUCUUUCAGUGUAAAGUUCGCGGAUCGGGUGAUUUGA